CAGAGAACCUCUUCCUCAACUGUACUCAAGGUUUUUUAUUUUCUGAAUUCAAUCUUCGCGCGCCACCCACUGCUUACAUAACGAGGUGAGCUUUCUUCUUCCUCUUCUUAUACGGCGCUCUUCCUGGCGGACGCAACCAUUUAUGCUUUCCUUUCAUGAGCUGCAAUGUUUUCCCCUUCGUAAUGUUUUGAUUGGACUGUUGUGAAGAUUGGGAAUUUGGAUUAGUAUAGAUGCCGACGGAGUCAAUCUUAAAACUUAAGCUGCGCAAGAAGCACAAGCUUGCACUCAGCACUUCUAAGAAAACUAGCAGGAGCGGGAAUGCUGAAAUUUCCUCGGACAAAGGUAAGUCUCAAGCGAGGGACAAUGGACCAAAGGGUGAUUCUAGAAAAAAGGGAAGAACUAAAGAAAGUCAAUCAGGUGAAGAUGGGCGUGAUGGGAAGUCUGGCGAGGGAGAAAAGCAGAGACCAUUGAGUUUAAAUUCAAGAAAGAAGAGAGUAUAUGCAAACGAGGAAACUGGACAAAAUGCGGAGUCAUACAAUGUUACAGAAGCAUCCAACAAGAAGGUUUUGUUAAAGAAAGGGGAGAAGAAGGUGAAAGAGGAAUACUUCUGCGAAGUAAAAAAUACGUCUACCAAAGGGAAGGUCAAGAAGGAACACGUUAAAUUACCAAAAUUUCAGCGGAGAGUUAAUGCAAAGGAGGAAGGUAAAAAGGAAUCUGUUACGACAGAUGGCAAUGGAUCUAGCUUCUCGAAAAAGCAUACGGAACAGAAAUCUGGCUUCAGCAAGGAUAAAAGAUCAAAUGUUGUGUCUCCUUCUAGUUCCACCAAGAAAAAAGCUCGAGGUAAAGCUAGGUUGGAUGAUGAUGUACAAAUAACAAAUGAGCAGCCAAAGAAGAGAAAAAGAGUAAUCAAGAUUGACCCGUAUGAUAUCUCAAACAAGCGACUAGAUGAUGGCAUUGUCAUUAGUGGAAUUACAGAAGAAAAGAAAGAGGAGCCUGAAGAAAACCCUGUGAUGUCCAAGAAUGCACAAUUUCGUGCAAUAAAACCCAGCCCUUCAAUCCUUUCCUUCGUGGAAAAUAAUCUGUUGGGGCGGAGGCGCAUGAUUGAGAUAAAGAGAGCAGGCUACAAUAUUGAUCUUUCUGCACCCUUAGAUAAUGUCCCCUUCUCAACCAGCUCAGAAAGAGAGAGAAUAGAAGACAGCGUAUUUAGGAAUAAAUUGGAAUUUUUUGCUGCUGCGAAGAUCUCGUCAUCAUUUCCAGCUCCAAAUCUUCCUGAAAUUGCAUUCGCUGGAAGGUCAAAUGUUGGGAAGUCCUCUCUUCUUAAUGCACUCACUAGACAAUGGGGGGUUGUAAGGACAUCAGACAAGCCUGGCCUUACUCAGACCAUUAAUUUCUUUAAGCUAGGAACGAAGCUUUGCUUAGUGGAUUUGCCAGGAUAUGGAUUUGCAUAUGCGAAAGAAGAAGUGAAAGAAGCAUGGGAAGAGCUUGUGAAGGAGUAUGUUUCCACGAGAGUUGGCCUUAAACGAGUAUGCCUAUUAAUUGAUACAAAAUGGGGUAUGAAGCCAAGGGAUCACGAACUCAUUGACUUGAUGGAAAGAUACCAAACUAAAUACCAGAUUGUACUAACUAAAACAGAUAUGGUAUUCCCAAUUGAUGUGGCACGUCGAGCCAUGCAAAUUGAAGAGAGCCUCAAGGAGAACAAGUCUGUAGUUCAGCCUACGAUGAUGGCAAGUUCAAAAUCUGGAGCAGGCAUUCGAACUUUAAGAACAGUUCUCUCAAAGAUAACACGAGUUGCCAAACUCUAA
Messenger RNA from Neltuma alba, 1802 nucleotides. RefSeq lists its product as uncharacterized. Gene Ontology annotation, molecular function: GTP binding. The transcript is spliced from 10 exons. The coding region runs from base 231 to 1802 and encodes 523 amino acids. The record is from RefSeq and is a predicted model, not a curated record. Lineage: Eukaryota; Viridiplantae; Streptophyta; Magnoliopsida; Fabales; Fabaceae.